UGCUGGGGGAAAUUGAAACCGCCGCCACGGGGCCGCACAAAUAAAACCUGUGACAUCACAGCAACAGAUUGGGAAUACUGAAGAACUCAGCGAGGGGGUUUUGUGGUCAGUGACUGAAGCCUGUUGGUCUGGGAAGACGCCUCUGCUCUCAACACCUAGUCAUCAUGCCCAGCCACAAGAGACAGCCCAGUAUUGAACUGCUGGAGUUCAUUGGAGUGGUUAGAGAGAAUGGCAGUGAACUUCCUCCAGUGCAUACCCCACUAUCAUAUGACUAUGUCCUAGUUGCCAAAACAAUUGACGACCAUGAGAAAGCGACUUUCAGGAAGCAGACGGCAUUCAUUGACGAACUGAAAAAGAAGAACUUGAAAGUCACAAAAAUUAUCGAUGAUGAUGUGGUCUUCUAUGGGAUUCAAGCCCCCAAAGAAAUUUUUGAGAAGUACAGAUAUUUGCUCCGAGUGUCUGAUGCCUGUAACUGGAGCUAUGACCAGAACGUCGUGCCUCUCAGCACCAGGAUAAGGAUUCUCCACUUCAUCCUGAAUCACACCUUGAUCAAUACAGGAGAGGAUCUGCGUGAGCUCAUGAAGAAGAAGGUGUUUGAGGCAAAGUUUUGUUUGCAUGAGAAAAAGAAACAGAGAGAGCUGAAGCAGAGCUGGGCACGAUGGACAGCCUGUCUCCAAGGGCAACCCAUAACUGCUGUCAGGAACUACUUUGGGGAGAAGGUGGCCUUGUACUUCCUGUGGCUGGGCUGGUACACAUAUCUGCUCAUCCCAGCUGCCUUCAUAGGGCUCAUCGUCUUCCUUUACGGCCUCGCCUUCUUCAACAGCUCGCCCCUCAUAAAGGAAGUUUGUGAGGCUAACACGGUCAUGUGCCCCCUUUGUGACAAGAGAUGCAAAGUGUGGCAGCUCUCUGACACCUGCACAUACGCCAAGGUGAGCUUACUGUUCGACAACAACGGCACGGUGCUCUUUGCCAUGUUCAUGGCAGUGUGGGCAACUCUGUUUCUGGAGUUCUGGAAGAGACACCGGGCUUCCUACGUGUGUGAAUGGAAGGUCUCCGACUGGUGUGAGGAGGAGGAGGAACUGAUCCUGGAAAUUGUAAACAACGAAAACUGCAAACCCAAAACAUACAAGCACUCGUAUCUGCGCAGCACUUUGGUUUUGAUCUGUGUCACUGUCAUGAUCCUGGUGAUCAUCGGCCUCACUCAUGCCUUGGUGGUGUUCAGGGUGAUGACAGCGGUGCUGCUUGCUGAGGGAUCAUGGGAAUUCCUGAGCGACAACUCCAACACGGGAGCGAUGAUGUUGGGGGCUUUUCUCCAUUAUCUCAUCAUCACUAUCAUGACGCGGAUCAACAGGAUUGUAGCCAUGAAGCUCUGUGAAAUAGAGGAAACAAGAUCAUUUGCUGCUACAGAGAAGAGUUUCACCGUCAAGAUGUUCACCUUCCAGUUCUUCACCUACUUCUCCUCACUCUUCUACGUUGCCUUUUUUCUUGGCAGGAUAAAUGGUCAUCCAGGUGGCUAUGUGCGAAUUGCUGGGAAAUGGAGGCUUGAAGAGUGUCACCCUAGUGGCUGCCUCACAGACCUGUUCAUCCAAAUGGCCAUCAUAAUGGUACUCAAGCAAACCAUCAGCAAUAUCUUUGAGUUCACCGGCCCCUGGCUCGGCCGAUGGUUGAAGAGGAGAAGAACCCAGAAGCUGCAGAGAAAAUGCGCCCACUGCUACCUGAAAGACGAACUGGAGACCAAAUAUGAAGCUGAACUGUGUGACAACUGCAAGCUUCGAGACUGGCUCAGUAACUACCGUCUCAACGACGUCGACUCCUUCAGCUUGUUCAAUGAGUUUCUGGAGAUGGUGAUCCAGUUCAGCUUUACUACCAUAUUUGUGGCAGCAUUUCCCCUCGCUCCUCUGCUCGCUCUCAUUAAUAACAUCAUCGAGAUACGCCUGGAUGCCAUUAAGAUGGUCACUCUGGAGCGCAGGAUGGUGCCCAAGAAAACCAACGAUAUUGGGGUGUGGACAGACGUGUUGGAGGCCAUUGGUGUCUUAGCCGUCAUCGCUAACGGGCUUGUCAUUGGCGUAUCCUCAGACUUCAUCCCUCGCCUGCUGUACCGUUACCGCUACGGCCCGUGUGCCAACGGCACAGUGACAGAUAUUGACUGCAUGGUGGGCUAUAUCAACAACACCCUGUCCACUGUGCGAGUGGAUGACCCGAACAUCCACAAGGAGUUUUCACCUUAUCAGAUGGUGACUCCCAGCGGCUUGAACGUCUCAUUCUGCAGCUAUAAAGACUACAGGAGCAAUGAGGACUACAGUCUCACCCCUCAGUUCUGGUUAAUUUUAGCUGUGCGCUUUGCAUUUGUCAUCCUAUUUGAGCACGUUGUGGUCAUAUGCAAAUUCAUCGCCGCCUGGUUUGUUCCGAGUGCUCCAAUGCAGGUCAAGAACGACAGACUCUUUGAUAAACUCAACAGACUAAAGGAAGAACUCAGGUCAUUUGAAGUGUGACAACAUGGGACACUUUUUUUUCUCACCAAAUGUGGACACAACGAUGACCUUGCAGUCGAUCUGUUCAGUUCCUCCCAGUGUUGAGCUAACAACAAAGUUGUUAAUAUCAGGACUUUUAUUAUUUUAUGUUGUGGUCAGAUGUAAGGGCUGGCCAUCUGAUUCCUGGUCACUCAUAUUAAGGAUAGAGAAAAUUAUUAGCCAAAACAGAGUGUGAU
Myripristis murdjan (pinecone soldierfish) is the source of this 2707-nucleotide messenger RNA. RefSeq names its product anoctamin-9. Gene Ontology annotation, molecular function: chloride channel activity; protein dimerization activity. The record is from RefSeq and is a predicted model, not a curated record. Gene Ontology annotation, cellular component: plasma membrane. The transcript has 25 exons. The coding region runs from base 165 to 2492 and encodes 775 amino acids. Lineage: Eukaryota; Metazoa; Chordata; Actinopteri; Holocentriformes; Holocentridae. Gene Ontology annotation, biological process: chloride transmembrane transport.